Molecule: messenger RNA, 3303 nt
Organism: Oreochromis aureus
Lineage: Eukaryota; Metazoa; Chordata; Actinopteri; Cichliformes; Cichlidae
Exons: 9
Coding region: 1-2673 (890 amino acids)
Molecular function (GO): zinc ion binding; protein binding
Source: RefSeq, a predicted model, not a curated record
AUGUCUGCUGCCAGCUGUCUUCUAUCUGAAGCACAGUUUCUGUGCUCCAUCUGUCUGGAUGUCUUCACUGAUCCAGUCUCCACACCAUGUGGACACAACUUCUGCAUCAGUCAACACUGGGAUAUCAGUGAGAGGUGUCAGUGUCCUUUGUGUAAAAAGGUGUUUGAGACCAGACCUGAACUGCAUAUCAAGACUUUAAUCUCUGAGAUGGUUUCUCAGUUCAGACGUGAAGCUCAGCAGAAAGUCAGCAGCAGCAGUUCAGAGCAACAAGCUGCCAAACCAGGAGAAGUUCCCUGUGACAUCUGCACUGGAACCAAACUGAAGGCCCUGAAGUCCUGCCUGGUGUGUCUGGCCUCCUACUGUCACACUCACCUGGAGCCUCAUCUGACAGCUUCACGUCUGAAAAGACAUCAGCUGAUCGAUCCCGAGGAGAACCUGGAAAGCAGGAUGUGUAUGAAGCACAAUAAACCUCUGGAGCUGUUCUGUAAGACUGAUCAGACAUGUGUCUGCAUGCUCUGCUCUGUUAUAGACCACAAGACUCAUGAGUUUGUCCCUAUGAGAGAAGAAUAUGAAGGAAAGAAGGCAGAACUGAGGAAGACUGAGGGUGAAAUCCAACAGAUGAUUCAGAAGAGACGACUGAAGAUUCAGGAGAUCAAAGAAUCAGUGAAGACGAGUAAAGAUGCUGCAGACAGAGAGAAAGCAGAAGGUGUUCAGGUCUUCACUGCUCUGAAGGAGUCUGUUGACAGACGCCUGAACGAGCUCAUAAAGGAGAUUGAAGACAAACAGGAAACAACAGAGAAACAGGCUGAAGGUUUCAUCAAAGAUCUGGAACAGGAAAUCUCUGAGCUGAUGAAGAGAAGCUCUGAGGUGGAGCAGCUCUCACGCUCUAAAGAUCACCUCCACCUCCUCCAAAGCUUCUCAUCCCUGAAAGCUGCUCCAACCACCAAGGACUGGACAGAGGUCAGUAUCCAUCCACCAUCAUAUGAGGGCACUGUGGUGAGAGCUGUGGAUCAGCUGAAGGCAACACUCAGUAAAGACAUGAAGAAGCUGAUUGAGGCUGAGCAGAAGAGGGUCCAGCAGUAUGCAGUGGAUCAGUGUUGGGGAGUAACGGAGUACAUACGUACCGGCGUUACGUUACCAGACAGAUCUGAGAUGUUGUGGCUGCUGUUCUUUCUGCUUCCUCCAGUGAGCAAUGGCAGCAUCGUCGCCAAGAACAUCGCUCACACAGAAAGACACGACCAUGAGACGACCGGUGGCCCCACAGUGACGCCUCACAUCUACUUCUGCCGCUCGCCCAACAUGGAGGACUUCACCUGCUGGUGGCAUCCACUCAGCAACCUGACAGAUGGCGAGCAAGUCACCCACAUCCUCACCUACUCCACAGAGCAGGAAGCCAACCUUGAAUGUCCAGACUACGUGACUGGCGGCCCCAACAGCUGCCACUUCGACAGCAGCCAUACGUCUAUAUGGACGGUGUACUGUUUGACCGUGACCGCCGUAACCACACACAGAAACUACACCUCCCAGCAGCACUGCCUGGAUGUGGCAGAAAUAGUUCAGACUGAAAUUCCAGUCAACGUGACUUACAACUUGACAAAUGCAGGCAGCGAUGAAAUGGGCCAAAAUGCGCUGAUUUCCUGGACCUACCCGGUGCCCGGCCACGUGCAGUAUGGUUGGAUCACACUGGUCUAUGAGCUGCAGUACAGACAUGUUACAGAGUCUGACAACUGGAAGGUGAAGCAUCCUCUGCGUGAGGCUCAGGUGGAGCUGCUUGGACUCCCUGUUGACGACUACAUGAUCCGAGUUCGUUGCCGUGCGCAGCACUCCAAGCUGUGGAGUGACUGGAGCUCCACGCUGGUGAUGAGCAUCCCCCCAAAACCGUCUGCAGGUAAACUGUUGGUGCUGAUUCUGGAGACUGGAGUUGGUGUUCUGGCUCUGCUUGUUAUGGCCUUUAGUCUUGUUCUACAGACCAAGAGAAUAAAAGAGUUCUUCCUGCCGGCCAUUCCAAAAUCACGGAUUAUUGGCAUUGACCCCGUGCUUUUGAAGAAGGGGAACUUGGAUGAAAUCAAUCGUCACUUCAGUAACUUCCACAGCUACAGGCCUCCAAGCUCCUCCGAGGAGGUCUGGGACCGUGUGAGUGCCAAUGACCUCUAUCUAAACACACCAAAGGACAACAGCGACCCAUGCAACCCUACAGAAUCAGAGAGGGACACCUUACUAGUUCCCUGCAAUCCGGCAUCCACGGCAGUGUCCGCCCACCAUCAGCUCACAGCUCCAAACCCUACAUUGAUUGUGCAGAGUGUGCCGCCUUACUGCUCUUCUCCCACUGAAGCCUUCACCAAACCUCGGAGUAUUCCUUCUCCAUGGCCGAUGCUGAAGAUCAUAUCACUGCCUGGGACGGACUACAGCAUGAUGGAAUAUUCCUGCGGUCCCAAUACUGUCCUGGUCCCAGAACUCACUUUCAGCACCAGCCACUCACCACAAAACUUCUACACUUGUGUCCAGCUAUUAAACAAAAGUGGUGAGGUGCAUCGAGUGCCGUGCUUGGCAUCUUUUCUGAGGGUUGAUUUAGAAGCUACAGAGAAGGAAGAGAAGAAGAACGAUAUUGAUGACUCUGAGAAGAACGAGGCAGCUGUCCCUGUGCUGCCUGUUACUGUUGACAACAGUGGCUGACUGACAAGAAAUAGAUCCAGAUACUUUAAAAAAAAAUGCAUCCAACAUGCAGACUUAACAUAUGCAAAGUGAAAUCUGCUGUAUCCUGCUGGUUUGACUGGAAUCAGAUCCUGUUCCUUGUUUCUUUGCUUAUUUGUUUAAUUUAAAAAAAAGAAAACCCCCCACAAAUUCAGGCCACUCAGAGAAAACAUUUAAGGAUGAACAAAGAACAAGAGAAGCGAAAACUGACACAGAGUAGUAGAUGAAAUGCACCUGUGAUUGUAUAUGAUGUACGGUGAGUGUGAGUUGGAGUGUGAGGCGGCUGCAGAAAAACAACCAUGGGAAAAUACAUAAGGGAUAUCUGCACAUCCACCCGCAGUCAGCAGCACUGGUGUGACAGAGAAUUCAGUUAGAAACGAUACCCAGAGGGUACUCUGCAGGACACGGUCAGUCAGGUCAUCAGUGAAGUUAUUUUGUGGUUAAUAAGCAGGAAUUAUUUUACCUUUGCUUGGUAAGCAUCAUUUGGAUGUUCAAUCUGUUUUUGUGAAGAUAAAUAUAUAAUAUGAUAGAGGAGAGUCAACUUGGAGCAUGAGCUCCGUCAACACAGCCCCCCAGAUGCAGAGGAAAGUAGAGAGCAUGUAUAAAAGCUGG